CAACGGAGCGCUAGCUCAGGCACAAGAGAAAAGGGUGGGAGGAGAGCUGAGCCUGGCUGCCCACAGCUUCUCUAGUUGAAUGAUUUCAGUUAGGGCACCGCACCCUGUCUAGGGUUCCGACCUCUAAUUUAGCUGUGUUUCAAGGAACCCAGCGGAGCAGAUGCAACGCAAUCAGUCUGUGGUCACUGAAGAGUUAAAAAAGCUGCUUAGCUCUUCUCUUUAGAAAAAUAGGAAACCCAAGGGGUGGAGACCACUAGCUAAAGGAAACGUUUAAAGCCAACUUGGCUUUGUUAUGCAAGUUGAGAGUUCCUUCUGGGGCAGCAGAGAUGCGGAGCGCAGGCAAUGCAGUGGCUUCAGAGACUGAAUCCUUUCUGAGCAAGGGCUGUGGCGUCUGAGGUUACCCAGGGAGUACCAGACACUGGAGCCUCCACCUCGAAGAUACUGCCACAAGGGUGGCCGGUGAGGUUUCUACUUGACUUCACCCUCUGGUGGGUGGCUGGAGAAGUGCCGCUCAGCCUGGAACCAUGGGCUCUACCAGCAGCCGCCAGAAGAAAGUCUUCAAUGACUCAGUCAGCGAUUAUGUCAACUCUGAAAUCAUUAAGAAACAUUACAACUACACAGGGAAGUUAAAUGAGAAGGCAGACAGUGGAAUAAAAGUGACCUCAGUGGUUUUUAUCAUCAUUUGUUGCUUUAUCAUCUUAGAGAACAUUUUUGUGCUGCUGACCAUCUGGAAAACCAAGAAGUUUCACCGACCCAUGUACUAUUUCAUUGGGAAUUUGGCUCUCUCAGACUUGCUGGCUGGAGUGGCUUAUACUGCCAACCUUUUGUUAUCUGGACACAAAACCUACAGUCUCACCCCUGCCCAGUGGUUUGUCAGGGAAGGCAGCAUGUUUGUAGCUUUGUCAGCCUCUGUUUUCAGCCUGCUGGCCAUUGCCAUUGAGAGGUAUAUCACCAUGCUGAAGAUGAAACUCCACAAUGGGAGCAACAGCUUCCGCUCCUUCCUACUGAUCAGUGCCUGCUGGGUGAUAUCCAUGAUCCUAGGGGGGCUCCCUAUUAUGGGCUGGAACUGCCUCGACCACCUGCAGAGUUGCUCCACGGUGCUGCCCCUAUACCAUAAGCACUAUAUUCUCUUUUGCACCACAGUUUUCACUGGUCUUUUAUUAUCCAUUGUCGUCCUCUACUGCAGGAUCUAUUCCAUGGUCAGGACUAGGAGCCGCAGGCUGACAUUUCGAAAAAACAUUACCAAAGCCACGAGGAGCUCAGAGAAAUCUCUAGCCUUGCUCAAGACAGUGAUCAUUGUCCUGAGCGCAUUUAUUGCCUGCUGGAGUCCCUUGUUCAUCCUACUGUUGCUGGAUGUGGGGUGCAAAGUGAAGGCCUGUUCAAUCCUCUUCAAAGCUGAGUAUUUCUUAGUACUGGCUGUGCUCAAUUCAGCCACGAACCCUAUCAUCUAUACCUUAACCAACAAAGAGAUGCGGAGGGCCUUCAUCAAGAUCCUGUGCUGUUGCAAAUGCCCCUCUGCAGAUUCUGGGGCCAAAUUCAAGAGGCCAAUCAUAGGAGGGAUGGAGUUCAGUCGAAGCAAAUCUGACAAUUCCUCCCACCCACAGAAGGAUGAGGGUGACUGCCCGGAGACAAUCAUGUCUUCAGGCAAUGUCACCUCGUCUUCUUAGAAGUAUCCAUCGGAGGCAUAUUUUAAAGCCUCCCCUUUGAAACCUGACAGACAAGAAGCUACCUGCUCACUGUAGCAACUCCAGAGAGAUGGCCUAAGUGAGCAAGAUAGCAUUAGUUCUGAAGAGGCAAGCAGGGCACUUGCAAGGGUGGAGUUCACGAAGUGGGACAGACUGUUCUGGCUUGAAAACAUUUCCCUCUGGAGCAUGUUUUGUCUUUGCACUGAGGCAGACUCAGGAUUGCCAGGAGAAUUCAUAACUCGGAAAGACUGAUGCCUUGGUGAAAUGGUGCCGUGUGUGUGUGCGAGUGUGUGCAUGACUGAGAGGCAGAAGGAGGAGGGUGGGAGAAUGUUUGGUUUUUUUUCUUUGUGAAGAAUGUGAAGUUAUUAUUUCUUUACUUGCAGAAAAAGCCCUGACACAAAAGAUCUUUCCGUACCAAGUUUAGGGAUGGCUCUACUAUUCUGGGUCACAAGUGUUUGCCAUUUGGCACGUAGCAGGAAGGAGAUCACACCAAUGUAAUCUAAAUCACUAACAACCAUAGGUUGGCAUCACUUUCCUGAGUUUUUAGAUGUAAUAAGAUUUCAUCUGCGGAGUCCAAAGCUUUUCUUUAGCAAGAUCAGUUCUGUGAAGUUGUGCUGAAAAUCCAUAUUACUUUUAAGAUCAUAAGCCAGACUCUGCAUUAGAUUGCAUUCAUAUAACCCCAAAGAAGUCACUAGGAUUGCAUGGGAGGAGCUCAGAAUAGCAUUUGGCCCCAUAUAUCUAUUGAUUUGUUACACUGAGUAUGAAAUAAAUUACAUGACCAUAAUACUUACAGGAUAAAACUACAGUUAAAGAGAAAAUGAACAUGUGAUAUUUGACAAGAUCAAUAUAAUACAGAAGCUCCCUGACUUACGCAAGGCGUUCCAGAACAGAACGCUUUGCAUAAGUCGAGUUUUGCGUAAGUCGGGAACAUAUCUCCAACAAUUACUUACACACACACACACACACACACACACACACACAAGCUUACGGGACUUAUGGAACUUUUUCCAGAAGUUCAGAUUUCUGUAAGUCGGGUUUCUGCAGCCCGGGGAGCGUCUGUCGUAUCAAGUACUAUUGGCAUCAGUGUUUUGGACUGAGUAAGGACAGUGUUUUGGACUGAGUAAGGACAGUGUUUUGGACUGAGUAAGGACUGAGUAAGGACAGUAAGGACAGAGUAAAAACUGAAAAAGAACUUCAGGAUUUGGCCCAUAGUGUUUCCAUAGUAACGAUUGAUUAGAAAAUCUGUAUAGAAUACCAUGAGAUUCAGAGAAACAAAAAAGGAUCUUGAAAUGGCUAUGGAUGACAUAGAAAUGUACUUCCAUAACACAAUGCAAGACAUUUUUGACACUUACUUUGUGUUCUUUGUAUUAGAAUGUUCAUAAUUUCAGCACAGAUGUCUGUAUUUUAUCAAUUCACGUAAGAAAUAUCUUUAAUUUAAAUGGAAUGUAUUUGUUUUAUGGCAUCAUUUCUAUUACGGUAUUUUUCUAACCGGCAUUAAGGGGGUUGAAUGUAUACAAUAUAUAUAAUUAAUGAGAUGCAGAACUCUUCAAACAGCUAGAGCAUUACUAUAACAAAAAAGUGUAUCAGGGUAGCUGAACAAUUGGUUAAUGUACAGUUAUUGUCGAAACCUAGAAGUGAUUUUCUAUAAAAAUGUUGUCUUUGUAGUAUGAUUUCCAGUGCAAUUAAACUGAUUUUUUUUCUUUUUUUAAAAAUAGUAUUUAAAA
Messenger RNA from Mauremys mutica (yellowpond turtle), 3409 nucleotides. RefSeq names its product sphingosine-1-phosphate receptor 1 (gene S1PR1). Bases 525 to 1667 code for a protein of 380 amino acids. Gene Ontology annotation, biological process: angiogenesis; sphingosine-1-phosphate receptor signaling pathway. The record is from RefSeq and is a predicted model, not a curated record. Lineage: Eukaryota; Metazoa; Chordata; Testudines; Geoemydidae. Gene Ontology annotation, molecular function: sphingosine-1-phosphate receptor activity. The transcript has 2 exons. Gene Ontology annotation, cellular component: membrane.